Drosophila eugracilis is the source of this 353-nucleotide messenger RNA. RefSeq lists its product as uncharacterized. The transcript has 3 exons. The coding region runs from base 47 to 313 and encodes 88 amino acids. The record is from RefSeq and is a predicted model, not a curated record. NCBI's taxonomy places the organism in Eukaryota, Metazoa, Arthropoda, Insecta, Diptera, Drosophilidae.
ACUUUUAUAUCCAAUCAUUGCCAUACCUUGAGGUAGAAUCAGUUCAAUGCUGAAGGUCGUCGAGAAGAUAAUGCAACUGCUACGACCGCGGAUGUGUCAGUUUGGGCAAUCCAAUAAGAACAUUUCCAAGAAUUUAUUUGAGAGGGCCAGAGCGGAUGAGAAUAUCCACUUCCUAAAACUGCAAAGAGAACAGCUAAAGUCCUUGCGAGAGAAGAUUCUCAGCCAGAAGAAGGAAGUCACGACGGAGAUCAUCAAGGUGGACAAGCAGAUAAAGUCGUUGGAAAAGUCCAAGCCUUCGGAGAAGCAGUCAUAAGAACCAUGGAGAAAACUAAAUAAAGUGUGGCAGAAACAUA